AAAUUUUGAACUAGUUAACCAGUUCAGCAGGAAAGAUCCCAAAGAUGGUUAUUUCACCAUACGUCUGCACUGAUGUUGAUAUGCUGCGUCUAAUGUCUGGCGUCCUAUGGCGUCCUAUGGCAUUCCAUGUUUUUAAAGGCCAAAACCUAUUUUCAGUAUCGCUCGGGGAACUGCCGAACGGCUGUGAAUGCGGAUGAAAAAUCGGAGAAAAGUGUCGAACACUGUUCCUACGUCAAGUAUCAUUCACGAAAUCUGUUUUGCUACAUUGGUCAACGCGUUUCGGCCGAAGUUGCGCAGUGAACGAACUCUCGGACUACUCGACGACGUGAUCCCGUGCCGGACACGUGGUCGUCGUCUUCGUCGGCAUGGAAUCCAAAAACGUGGCGAUGCUGGAAUCCUCCGGCGAGGACACCAUUCUAGUCGAGACCGUGAAGAAUAUAGUGACGCAACAGGAAUGCAACGAGUUGGAGACCGAGGAUUUCUUUCUGGCUUCUUCGCAGGACCAGGGCGAGCGAUUCUCUGGAGAGAAUGUCGAGGAAACGAAGCAGGAGACGAAAGAGAUCCUCGCGUGGAUACACUUCUGCAGGACGUGCGCCAAUUCCUGCGAUAAUCUGAUACCCAUUUUCAAGGGCGAAGGAACGGAGCACGACUUGCCUAGUAAAAUACUCAAGUACUUGCCGAUACACGUAUCUGAAAGCGAUACUCUGCCAUUGCAAUUGUGUCAUCAUUGCGCAGACACGUUGCUGGCCUGGCACGAUCUAAGCGAGGGAUGUCUAAGUGCGGAGAAGAAGCUGCUGAAAAUGCAAGAAACGUUGCAAAAUAAACAGCAGUAUUACUCUACAUCUUUGGAUAAUUUAAAAGUCACAACAACUCCUACUGUUGUGUCAAGCACAACAAAUUCACAAUCUGAUCAGCAAACCGAUGAGAAAAAUAAAGCGCAUAGUACAGAAGAAAUUAAUAACUCUAAUAGGUCAUGCGGCGUCCGGACACCGUUUAAAGUGUCCUCGGACACGCAGAAUGCAUUUUGGAAGCCAUACAGGAAACGAUGCCAACCGAGAGUGCGGAACCUAAAAAAGCCCGAAAAUGCAGCGAGCGAGGACUGCGAUCCGAUUUGUGUCGCCGUAAUGGACACAGCGCAUCAGCCGUCCGUCAUGUCUGAACAACUGAAAAAUAACGAUCCCUUGAGGUUGACAUCCAAGGUGAAGAAAGAGCACAUCGCCACGGAACGUUCUAUAAAAGACGCUAAUCGCGAGAACAAACCUUACCGAACAAUCGCGUGCGAGAUGGAGAAGCUUCAGCUAGAUCGAAUCUCGGACAACCAAAUGGAUAAGAAUCUGUGCAAGACCAGCAAAGCGUUGCAAAAGGAGGAAUCUUUUUUGUGCGCCGAGUGCGGCAAGUGUUUCAGAUUAAAGGAUUCGUAUUUGCGCCACAUGAGGAUCCACAAGGACGAGCGACCGUUCACUUGUCACGUAUGCGGUAAGCAAUUUCGCGAUUCCGGUGGAUUGACCAGGCACUUGAAAGACGUGCACGCGAAGGUGAAGAACUUUAUGUGCGACCUGUGCGGAAAAAAGUUCGCGUCCAAGGCCACGCAAGAGGAUCAUCGGCGCACUCAUACCGGUGAACGCCCAUUUGUCUGCGACUCCUGCGGCAAAACCUUCAAAUCCAAGGCGUCCCUCUAUAUCCACAGCAAACUUCACACCAACGAGUUCCCGCACGUAUGCUCGUAUUGUACCAAAGGGUUCCGUCGACGGCAGGAGGUGCUGGCUCACAUAACUACUCAUACGGGCGAGAAGAAUCACACGUGCGACAUAUGCACGAAGAAAUUCCGAGUCAAGUCCGAACUGGCGCGACACAAGCUUAUUCACUCCGAGAACAAGCCGUUCGUCUGCAUCAAGUGCGGUCUCGCAUUUCGACAAAAGCGCUAUCUGAACAAUCACAUUAAGAGCCGGCACAAUGAAUCUCUGCGAGCGUCUUAACGAGAAGAUAUGUGCUUAGCGAUAACAACUUGCGCUGGACGCAAUGUCGCUCUCCUCUUCUCUUUAGCUUUCUCUUCAGCAUCAUCCCUGGGAGAAAAACCGAUUCAAACCUGCUGCCUUUGUUGUUUUUCCCGUAUAUGAGCCGGAAAUGGAAAAACAUCUUAUGUGAUUGUCGCUCUUCCUGUAGUAUUGCUCUAGAGACAAAUAAUGUUAUGAUAAAGUACAAAAAUAAUUCGGCGCAAAGUUCGACAUUGAUUGCAGAAAAUGCUAGAGAAAUCUCAGAAAGAAAGACACGCAAUUUGCUGCAAUAUUGUAAGAUACGAUGAAAAAGGAGAUUCAAAUGCCUGAAACUAUUAAUCAAUAAUCUUACAAUCAACGAAUGAAUCUGUAAAAACGGGCUACAUUUAUGAUACCUGUCAAUACAUCUACAAACGAAAGUAUCAUCUAAUACAUCAUCAUAUGAGGUUUCGUAAUGCGUUCGGCCGCUGCAAAGUAACAGGCUGAC
Molecule: messenger RNA, 2481 nt
Organism: Nylanderia fulva
Lineage: Eukaryota; Metazoa; Arthropoda; Insecta; Hymenoptera; Formicidae
Biological process (GO): regulation of transcription by RNA polymerase II; embryo development
Cellular component (GO): PcG protein complex; transcription regulator complex; chromatin
Molecular function (GO): zinc ion binding; RNA polymerase II cis-regulatory region sequence-specific DNA binding; DNA-binding transcription factor activity, RNA polymerase II-specific
Source: RefSeq, a predicted model, not a curated record